Messenger RNA from Aspergillus ibericus CBS 121593, 2448 nucleotides. RefSeq names its product putative ATP-dependent RNA helicase (gene dbp7). The transcript has a single exon. Gene Ontology annotation, biological process: ribosome biogenesis. The record is from RefSeq and is a predicted model, not a curated record. Gene Ontology annotation, cellular component: nucleus. The coding region runs from base 65 to 2380 and encodes 771 amino acids. NCBI's taxonomy places the organism in Eukaryota, Fungi, Ascomycota, Eurotiomycetes, Eurotiales, Aspergillaceae. Gene Ontology annotation, molecular function: nucleic acid binding; ATP binding.
CUCCUGCCAGACAACACCAAAAUACUCAGAGGCAGGCAGGCACCUACCUACCCACAUAAUCACCAUGGCCGACGACGGCCUCCUCCUAAACUUCAGCCUCCCGGACACAACCAUCCUCAAACACGAGCCGAAGAAAGUCAAAGGCGGAACAUGGCGCGACCGACUCAGCGCAAAGAAAAUCGCCGCGCACCGGACGACGAACCCGCGGGGCGAUAAACCCGCCAACGGGAACAAUGAGCAGAACAAUAAUUUCCGCAAUCCGAAUCGCAUUCAAGUCUCUGGGACACGGCCGGUGAAGAGGCAGAGAGUUGAUGAGGGGGGACAUGCACAGCAGCAACAUCCACACCAGCAACAGACGGGACCGAGACAGUUUGUGUCGUCGUUGUUUACUAAGAAUCCGACGCCGAGGAAUAAUGUUGAGGAGGAGAAAAAGAAGGGGGGAGAUGGGGAGGAGGAAGAGGAGACGAAGCCGACGAACGCACCGCUGAUUGAUGGAUUGGAUACAUUCACGAACUUGGGGCUAUCGGCUCCGCUGGCGGCGCAUUUGCUGACCAAGUUGGAGGUGAAGGCGCCGACGGCGAUUCAGAAAGCGAGUAUAUCGCAAUUACUCAAGGAGGAGAGUGAUGCGUUUAUACAGGCGGAGACGGGAUCCGGAAAGACGAUGGCAUAUUUGUUGCCGCUGGUGCAGCGGAUUAUGACGAUUGCGCAGAAUCAGAAGCAGAGGGAGGAAGGCGGUAUGGUGCAGCGUGACAGUGGGUUGUUUGCGAUUGUGCUGGCGCCGACGAGAGAGUUGUGUAAGCAGAUUGCGGUGGUGUUGGAGGGGUUGUUGCGGUGUGCGCAUUGGAUUGUGGCGGGGACGGUGAUUGGAGGUGAGAAGAAGAAGAGUGAGAAGGCGCGGUUGAGGAAGGGGUUGAAUAUCCUGGUUGCGACGCCGGGUCGGUUGGCCGAUCAUUUGGAGAAUACGCAGGCGUUGGAUGUGAGUAAUGUGCGGUGGUUGGUGUUGGAUGAGGGUGAUCGGUUGAUGGAGUUGGGAUUUGAGAAGGAGUUGGCAGGCAUUAUUCAAAAACUGGAUGCGCGACAGCGACCCAGUCGGAUUCCCGGCAUUCCGGCCAAGAGGACGACUAUCUUGUGUUCGGCGACGUUGAAGAUGACGGUGCAGAAGCUGGGAGAGAUCAGUUUGAAGGAUGCAGUGCAUAUUCAGGCGGAUCCGGCGGAUGAGGAGGGAGAGCCCAGGAAGAAGGAUGAGGAGGAUGCGUUCCGCGUGCCGGCGCAGCUGAAGCAGUCGUAUGCGAUUGUGGCAGCAAAGCUACGGCUGGUUACGCUGACGGCGUUUAUGAAGCGGACGUUUAUGAGGAAGGGAUCGGUGAUGAAAGCUAUUGUGUUUGUGUCGUGUGCGGACUCGGUGGACUUUCACUUCGAGGUGUUUACGCGGAAGCAGGGAGAGGAAGAGAAGGAGGAAGAGAGCGGAGAGAGCGACAGUGACGACGAGGAUGCAGAGGAGAAGAGGAAGAAGCUUGAGGCUUCGGCUCAUGGAACUAUCGCACCUGCUACGGCCUUCUCGAACCCCUCGAACCCCGUGACGCUGCAUCGACUGCACGGUUCUCUUCCUCAGCAUGUCCGGACAGCCACCCUGAAUGCCUUUGCCCGCAAUCGCGAUCCCUCCGUGCUUAUCUGUACCGACGUUGCGUCUCGUGGUCUGGAUCUUCCGAACGUUGAUCUGGUGGUGGAGUACGACCCGGCCUUUAGCGCGGAGGACCACCUGCACAGAAUCGGACGUACUGCGCGUCUGGGACGUGACGGUCGCGCUCUUCUUUUCCUCAUGCCGGGCUGUGAAGAGGGCUACGUCGACAUCCUCAAGAAGGGCUACCGGGAUGGUGGAAAGGCGCUGACACGCACCGAUGCAGACGAAAUUCUGAAGCGUGGUUUCGGAGGCAAUGUUGAGUCGCAGAACACCGACUGGGAGGAGAAGGCAACGGAUUGGCAGCUGGAUGUGGAAAGAUGGUCCUUGGAAAACAAAAAGUACCUUGAAAUGGCCCGGCGUGCAUACCAGUCUCAUAUCAGAGCCUAUGCCACGCACAUCGCCAACGAGCGGAGUAUGUUCAACAUCAAAGAGCUUCAUCUCGGACAUCUGGCAAAGGCUUUCGGUCUGCGUGAUCGGCCCAGCAAGAUCAAUGUGCCUGGCCUUCGUCAAGGAAAGGACGAUACCAAGAAGGAUUUCAAGGCCGAGCGGAAACCCGUUGCUGGAAAGAAGAGGAAGGCUGGUGGUCGCGAUGAUGACGAUGAUGCUCCUGCUCCCACCGACAUGCAAACGGCUGCUAAGAAGAUGAGGGCGAAGAUGAGGGAGAACAUGGCCGGUGCAAGCGAGUUCAAUCUGGCCUAGUUGGCAACACAUGUAAAUAAUAAUUGACGACAAUCAGUAGAUAUCCCACAAUGAGAUCUUUCCGUCUU